UGUAUCCCCCUUGAAAUGUUUUCGAGAAUGUUAUGCCGAUCGUUGCCAGGGCUACUCUGCUCUUCUGAUCUUGACAUCAGCUAAAUGUGCUUUUAAAAAGAAAAAAAACAAAGAAAUCAAGUGACACUGUGCACUCUGUGGAAUACGAUAUUUUUGACAGACUGUGGGUUGCAACAAUACAAUUUUUUUUCUUUCCUUUUUUUUUUAACGAUAAGAAUGGCCGAAAAAGACGACAGUGCCUGGGUCUUCGAUUCACUGGUGGGUUUCCUGCAAGGUCCCAUUUGGUCAGCGCCACUGUUAACGUUUAUCGAAGAGAAAUCAUUGAUUUUCGAGCCUGGAACAAAGGACUGCAAGGAGUACCGCGACUCGUAUCAAGAGUACAAGAAUUUAGUUGACCUGCUUCUCGGCUGUUACAUGGAAGACAUGGGGAUCUCGACGGAGCAAUUUGAACGAGCUUGCACUUUAAACAAGAUCACGCGAGUUUCCUUGCAAUUCCAGCAGGUAAUGACGAAAAAAACGAUAAAUAAAUUUUUUUUAAAGUCCCAAGUCACGUUGUGUCGCCACAAUUUUCAGACCCUCUUCGAGCAGAUCUGGGCGGCGAACGACUACGAGGUCUUCAAGCGCAUGAUGAUCCAAAAAAAUCUCGAACUUCAGCUGCAAGCUCUCAAGCUGUUGGAGCAAAAGUUCGGCCUCACGUCCAGUACCAGCGCCAACGACACGUCGGACGACAAUAGCGAGAAUUUAGACGACGAUGAAGUGCCGAUGGAAGAGCUUCUUCACGUUGAAACCCAAGCGAGUAUCGAAAAGGCAGACGUCGAUGUGGACAAUAGGGAAGAAGAAUCGAUGCGCCAAGAGCACGAGAGACUCGCCGCCGAGUACAGAAACGAGAGCAAUCUGUUCAAGGAGGCGCUUCGAAAAUCCACGGCAGACGACUCACCCAUCCUCGAGGAGGACGAAGAAGCUGCCGAGCUUGUUGACGAACAAACGAGUCAGGAAGUCCUUGCAGGGUGUAAAAUCCUACCGACCAGUAACGAAGGGUUUAACAUCAAACCGAAAAAAGAGGCGAACGAGGUGGAUGUCCGCAAGCGGCAGCUGUACCUCAAGGCCCAGCGCGACAAGCUCGUGGCCCUGAAAAAACGCACUCGCAGCCGGAGACUCCAAGCAGCGGAUAAAGCAGCAGCGACGGCAGCAGCUUCGGCCCGACCGAGUUCCGCGCGGGUAUUCGCCGAGGCCACAGUCGAGGGCGAUCUCAAUAAGGCGCAUCAGGCGACGAUGACGGCGACGGUUGAUCCGGCUGUUCUCCAAGUGCGUCGAGCUUUGGCGGCUCGAUUGAAGGCCGAGGUUGUGCAAAAGUGAGCUUCGUCGCCAAACUUCGUUCUUAGUUUUAUAUUUAAUACGUUAUAAUAGUAUUCCUUGUAAAACUUUUACUUACAAAUAAUCUGAUAUUCUGAUAAUCUAACAUAGAGACAUUGGUAAUUUAAUCAUCGGUAGAAUAGAUGGGUGGUGGUGGUGUUCGGUUCUGUGUAUCUAUAUUUCCGUUAUUUUCAAUCAUUUAUUAUGUUUAUAUUACCGUAGUAACAAUUGGAAAAAUAAUAAUGCCCUUGUUUGAAUGUCCUGUGUAAGCGUGUGUUUGAAUUUGAAAAUGUAUGUAUAUAUUGAUGCACGCAGGCGUAUAUUAUAUGUAUAGCGUGUAUGUGA
This is a messenger RNA of Copidosoma floridanum, 1698 nucleotides long. Its product is annotated as cilia- and flagella-associated protein 36. Lineage: Eukaryota; Metazoa; Arthropoda; Insecta; Hymenoptera; Encyrtidae. Gene Ontology annotation, cellular component: axoneme; ciliary base. The record is from RefSeq and is a predicted model, not a curated record.